CGGAGCUUUGGAUUUCCAGCAUCUGCAGAAUUUCUCGUGCUUACAACCUUUAAGAUCGGCUAACGUAAGCUCAGCACUUUGCAUCUCUAAUUAUUAAUAGGCUGAAGACCGACACGACGUCACCCCCACCCCUCACCAGCGCCCCAUGUAGUUCAUCAAUCUUCAGAUUUAAUGUUAAUCGAAAACUCGCAGUGCUGGGCAAAGACUCAUCCAGACUCUUCACUGAGAGCAAGACGGAGCGGAGGCUGCUGCUCGCUUUCUUCGGGAAGUCAUGAAAAAUUCCGGUUCAAAAGUGAUAGCCGUCGCUAGGUCGCUCAGUACCCUGGGGAUAGUUUUUUCCCUGUUGACUUUCUGCACCAACUGCUGGCUGCUCGCGACCGAAACCUGUGCCCUGCCAAAAAAUGGCACAAAACCGGAGUUCAGGCAGGAAGCUCAAGUUGGGAUAAAACCGAAACCAACUCAAAGAUUAGAAAUAAAUAAAUUGCCAAAGAAUUCAUGGAAUCAAAGUGGACAUGGAGACCGAACUGAACGACACGUUCAACGGCGGAGUAUUGCAGAAACGAUGACAAAAAUUAAAUAUUUUCCUGGAAAGUACAGCUUCUACAACAAAGCAUCUGCGAAGACUUUUCACUAUGAGGGUUUCUUCUGGAGUUGUGCAAUGAGUGUACGACAUAUUGACGACAGUUUUUCAACAUAUGUAUUUUUUGAGCAUGCAAUUUCAAAAAGUUGUAUAGGAGCUUACCAUCUCCCUUUCCCAACAAGGCUGAACCGAAACAGCUCUGCUUAUGACUUUGCCAUCGGUUACCGCCAUUCCUGGAGUGCGCUGAUCGUGUUGUCUGUACUAACCAUUGGAAUCGGAUUUGGGCUCAUUGUUUAUGAAGGGUUCCAAGGGCAUGACUCUAUGUACAUACUAGGAGGGGGAUUUUUUCUUUUGGCUGGUAUUUCAUCCACAUUUUCCAUUGUUAUGUACAUCUAUUGGAUUCAAGCUCUUAUCGCUGUGAUGGGUCAGAUCAUUGAGCCAAGUAAAGUGUGCCCGUACCCGAUGGUUAAAGUUCAGUAUGGCUGGUCCUUCAUGGUGGCUCCUAUUAGUGCAUUCUUUUCCAUACUUGCAGGCUUACUUUUCUUUCAGGUUGGAUGCAUUGCUCAAAGGAAAAAAAAGAAUAUAUUGCAUUCCAUGCCAUUUGACAAGGUCGGUGAUGAUGAACUCUAAUUGCAUUUUCAUGUUGCAAUUUCCUUUUUCUCCAAUUUUUUUCCCCAUUUCUCCAGAGGUCACGUUCAGUAAAUACUUGCAGCCCUCUUGUCCCUCAUCCCUCUCACUAGUGUGUAUAAUUGAGUGUAAGGAAUUAAUGCUGAUGAAUGGUUCAUUUGGCCUCGUACAACAUCCAUAUAUGAGUGCCGUUCUGCAUUCUGUAUUGUAAUCAGAUUGCAGCACCUUGAUUUGUUUCCCUCUUUAAUAAGCCCAGGGCAUAGAAGUAAAUUGGAUUGUUUGUAUAGAUUUUUUUAGCUUGCACUAUGUUGACUGCUAGUCCUGUGAUCUCCUUAGUCUGAAUCAUUCAUGAUUAUAUAUUUCCUCUUGAACAACUAGAAACAACUUUGUAACUUUCAAACAUUUUUAAAGUGAAGCCUGUAUCCUAUAUUUGACUUUUUUAAUAUAUCUGAAGUUAAAUUAGUAGAAGGCAUUAACCACUACAACAGAUGUUCACAAGACACAAGGCUUCGUAGUUAAAGCAGAGAAAUGAAAAAUAUACUUAAUAGAAAUAAUCUCAUUCUGUAUUUAAUUGUGCUAGAUCUAAUCUGUGGUGCCUGGUAUUUACAAGGGCAUUCAGAAAAAUAUUGUUCUGUCCACACACACUUCCUUCUAGCAGAUACACAACUCAAAUGUCAUCAUCUCUAUUGAUAUUCAUUUGAAUAACAUCAUUCUAUUUUGAGCAUUUAGCAAGAUUCUGAAAAAUAUUGAUUAAUAUAGUGAGAAAAUUUAGUUCAAUCUUUUGUUGUCACCACUACUAGUGAAACUAGGAUAUCGAAAAUCUUUUAUCUUCGGAGUGAUUAGACUAUAAGAGACAGGAUCAGAAUUAGACAUUUUGGCCCUGACGACUAAGCAUUAAAAUUAAAAUUAAAAUUUAAGAAAAAAAUCUCAUCAAAUAAGUAAUAAAGUCCAAAACUGCUAUUGAUAUCUUUAAACUUUGCCAAUGUGGAUGUAAAAAUAUGUUCACCAAUCCAGUUAUCAGUGGGAAGCUGCAGUAUAUUUGAAAAGAGUUGGAGGUUUGGCGAAGUGAUUUUAUUCUCUGUUUUCUCUGAAACUAUUUGCAUAAUGAGUGACUCUAAUUUACUAUUAGAAAAAUAAUAUUCCAUUGGAGUAUUCUACAGUUUCCAUAUACUUUUCUAACAAUGACAGUAACUAAUUUAUCCAGCCUUGAUUUAUAAUCACAGCACAGAAACAGGGCUCUUGUCCAUGCCAACUGUGAUGCCUAGCCAUGCCAAUCCCAUUUGCUGGCAUUUUAGCCCUUAUGCUCCAUGCUUUUCCUAUCUAGCUAUCUGUUUCAAAUACUGAUCAUAAGACAAAAGACAUAGGUGCAGAAUUAAGCUAUUUGGCUCAUCGAGUCUUCUCCGCAAUUCCAUCAUGGCUGAUACUUUUAUUUUUCCCCUCCUCAGCCCCACUCCCCAGCCUUCUCCCUGAAACCUUUAAUGCUGUGGUCAAUCAAGAACCUAUCAAUUUCUGCCUUAAAUACACACAACAACCUGACCUCCACAGCUGCCUGUGGUAACAAAUUCCACAAACUCACCACCCUCUGGCUAAAGAAAUUUCUCCACCUCUCUGUUUUAAAUGGAUGCCCCUCCACCCCGAAUGCCCGUGAAGCUCUCUUUUUAAAUGAGCACUGCCGACCUGCAAGUCACCUCCUCACAGUGUGAUGCUCCGCUGACUGGGCCACUGGAAUGACUGAUUAAACACUGCAACUGCAUCUGCCUACAUCCGCUUCUCUGUCAGCUCUUUCCCCAUCACCACCACCCACUGAAUAAAGACCUUACCCCUCGCAGAGUUUAAAUUUAAAAUUUCUUUAUAUUUCUUCCUUCUUACUUUAAAACUGUACCCUCUAGUUCUAGAUACUCCAAACCUGGAAUAAAGACUCUGGCUGCCUAUCCUACCUGUUCCUUCCUUAAUUUUAUAAACCUCUUUAUGGUCACUCACCAGCCUCCUGUGUACCAGUGAGAAUAAACCCAGCUGGUCCAGUCUCCCCGUACAGUAAGCCAUUCAUCCAUCCCAGCAGCAUCCUCACAAAUCUCUCAGUCAUAGACUUUUACAGCACUACAGCAAAGAAACAGGCCCUUCAGCCCGUCUAGUCCAAGCUGAACUAUUAUUCUGCCUUGUCCCGUCGACCCGCACCUGCACCAUUGUUUACUGCACUUUCUGUAUUGCUUCCACAUUGUUUCUGUACACAACACUUUAAAUGCUGUCUAAUUAAUGUUUUGUAGAGCUGCAACAUAAUAUCCCAACUCUAAUGUUCAGUGCCUUGACUUAUGAAGGCAAACAUACCAAAUGCCUUCUUCUCUUCCCUAUUCAUCUUCCAGUGAGCUGUGGGCUUGCACCAUAAGAUCUCCCUGUUUAUUAACACUCCUAAGGUCCCUGUCAUUUAGUUUAGAUGCUUCUGCCAGAAAUUUAUGUCCCAGAGGCAUACACACACUUGUCUGUAUCAAAUUCUGUUUGCCUCUGCUGUGCCCCUUUGCCCAUCUUUCCAGCUGAUUGAUGUCAUACUGUAUCUUUGGACAGCCUUCUUAUCUAUGACUCCACUAACGUUCAUGUCAACUGCAAACUUACUAAUUAGACCACGUUCAUCUGGACCUGAGUCAUAUAUGUCUAUAACAACAAAGGUUUCAGCUCCGAUCUUAAUGUUACGCCAAAUGUUAUAGACUCGCUGUCAGAAAAUAGCACAUCUACAACCACACCCUUCCUCUUAUCGGAAGUAGCUUUAGAUCCAAGUUUGUCAACAUGCCCCAGAUCCCUUGUGUCUUAAACUUCUGGACAACUUACCCCGCGGGCCAUAUUCAAAUGCCUGCUGUGCUCUCUUCAACAAAUUUCAUAGCUACCUCCUAAAAAACACUUGAUCAGAUUUGUGAAUCUUGACCUCUCAUCACAAAACCUUGUUGACAGCUAAUGACUCCUUGCCUUUCUAAGUGAGCAUAAAUCCUGAACUAACUUGCCUAUCAGUGAUGAAAGGCUUACUGGCUUGUAGCUUCCAAGCUUAUCCCUAAUGCUUUUUUUCUAACUACAGCUGAUAAAGUUGCAAAUAUUUCCAUCAGUUCCUCAGCAAUCUCCUCCCUUGAUCUGCUUAGCAUCCUUGGAUAGGUCCUCUCAAGCUGUGGGGAUUCAUUCACCCUCGUGUGCACCGGUACUUUUAGCAGUUCCUCUUUUCUGAUGACAUGCUCAGAAUAUCAAUGCACCACUCUCAUAACCCUCAGCCUCCACAUCUACCUUCCUGGUAAAUACAGAUAGAAAGUAUUCAUCUACGACCUCACUCAUGUCCUCUGGUUCCAUACAUAGAUUACCUCUUUGGUCUGUUUGGAGACCCACUCUUUCCUUACCUGCUUUGUUGUUUCUAAUAUACUUAUAAAAGGUUUUAGAAUGUUACUUAAUCCUACUUGCUAAAGUUGUUUUUUGGACCCUUUUUUCCCUCUUAAUUUCUUUCUUAAGUUUACUCCUAUAUCCCUAUGAACCUGAAUGGACCUGAUCAAUACCGAUUUCCUAUACCUAACAAAGGUUCCCUGAUCAAACUUCAAUACUCUUCAUUAACGGAGUUCCCCAACAUUACCAUCUUUGUUUUUUACUCUUACAUGGACAUCUUGUCUCUGAACUCUUGCUUUUAAAUCAUUCCCCUCUGACAGCUGCCCUCAAUCUACAGUACCUGUAUAGGAAAAAUCCCCUCAGUUUAGAGAAGGGAAAAAUCCCCUCAGCUUAUUCUUUUGACUUUCUGCUUAGUGGGAUAAACAGAAACACAGGAUAAUGAUUUCCUACUUUCCAAGGAUAUGUAAUCUAGAUGUUUUAAAUAGCCUUCAACUCAGAUUCUGAGAUUUGUUGAGUUCAGGCAAUUAAAAGAAAGCUCGCUUUAGUUUCAUUUUCACUGAUGCAGUUUCUUGUGAAUCUGAUUUACUCUUUGAGAUAAUCUCAUUCUGACUUUAUUCUACUAAAAUUGUUAAGUUUUACAGUCAGCACUGUAAGUAGUUGCGAGCUGUUGUUAAUGUAACCACAAUAAAGGCAGUCAAAAGGAAUCCUGAUACCAAUCCCACAAAAUUGUAGAUUAGGGGCUCCCAACCUUUUUUAUGCCAUUGAGCAAUACCAUUAAGCAAGGGGACAGUGGACCCCGGGUUGGGAACCCCUGCUAUCAAUGGAAUCUUUGCCCUACUGAUAUCUGUGUGAUCUUAAGAAAGAUGUGAAAAUUCAAAUUAAAAAUCUAAGGCAAUUUAAGGAGAAAGAUUGUGAAACUUCACUUCAGAAAACCCACUAGUCCCUAAGGCCAUGCUAGUUUUGUAAUUUUAAGCUGUGUGAGAUGAUCACUUCUGCAGUCAGAAAUAGAUCUCACAUGAUUACGUAUUCAAGCAAUAUUUUAAUAAUUGCCAAAGAUAACAAUCUCUUUCAUCAGACACAAACCAACAUAAUUUUUUUUUAAAAUAGCAGCUUGCCUGUGCACAUCCUGUCCCUUAUUUUCUUUCUUUGUUAAUACUUCAUCCUAAGUGUCUAGUUGUGUCUCCACUCAGAUGGGUAAAUCUUCCUGAUUCUGUUAGGUGGUAUCAGAAGCUGUGAUCCUUCUAUGGAAUAUACAAGAAUAACAUAGUACAAUUGAUGGUGUGAUAAUUGAGCUAAGAUUCAUUCUGAUAAUAUUACAGGUAAGUUUAAAGGAGUAGCAGAUUUGUAUUUAAAAUCACUAGGGGCGAAAAAACAAUAUUUGGGACCAGGGAUUACAUUUGAAGUUAGGAAGCAGUAGAGGUUGUGACCUUGGAUAGUAAAAUAGUUAGUACAAGCUGAAUGGCUGGUUUUUGGAAUAACGCUUCGCCUUCUACAUAGAAGAUCCAGGCCUAAUAUGUUGGGGCAGAAUAGAUAGUUGGAAGGUUAAAAAAAGGCUCAGAAUGUCACAUUGGAAUGAAAAGAAAAUUUUGUAUAAGGCGUGUUCUGGUACACCUAGCAAUAAUGCUAAAGCGCAAAUCAUAAACACGAGAAAGUUAAACACGAGAUGUUAAAGGGCAUCUUGUUGCUGGAAAAAAGAGGAAAUUUAAAGCUAAUUGGCUGACCCAAUUUGAGUGGCUGACACAGCAAUUUAAAAUGUAACUUAUAUUAAGGAGUAAAUUAAUUUAACAUAAUUCUGUUUUCAUUUCCAAAAUCACCUAAGCAUAUGAGACAUUCAUUAUGCAACACUACAAGAUCUGAUAGCUAAGGGAGCCUUGUGGUUUUGGCACUAGGCCAGCAACACAAAUUCCCAGAAGUGAAAGACUCUCUGUAAUAUGUUGAAUGGAAUUGAAUGAAUCUGUUAAUAAAUGGAUAGGCACUAUAAAAGAAGAAAACAGCUGUAACUCUUGUUAAAAAAUCAGUUCAGUGGUGGAAACCUGUUUGGAAUGCCAAUAAAUGCUGUUUUCCAAAAACAUUAGUAGACUAAAAUGUAUUAUCAUUUCUUGAAAAUAUACUAGCCUAAUAGAUAUGAAAUUUCAUGAGGAUUUCUGCUGCAAGUAAUGUCAUAGGUCAUGUUUUCAUGGAAAAGUCAUUUUAUACAAUAGUUCUGCUAUAAAUGAACUUGUUUUGUAUAUUAUCUUCAUAGUGAAAUCAUUUCAAAGAAGCCUUUCAGAUUUUGCUGUCCUGUUUCCAAUGACAGUGCAUUUUAUUUGUGUGUGGUCAUGGGAAUCUGUGCUACAUAUCUGUGAUAGGUUACUUGCAGAAUAGGUCUGUGCAACACAACAUGCCAUACCAAGAGCCCAUUUGCUGACUUAUCAUGUGGGGUUUUCAACACCUUUGACAAAUUGUCAUCACAGCCAGAACUCUUAAAAGAGCAGCAGGUAUGUUGUCUGGCAGAAUAGGGAGGGGGCUUUAGUUGCAGCCAGGAAGAAGAGCAAUUCAUCCUGUGAAUGUCAUGCUCCUGUCCCUGGGGGUUAGCAGAUACAGCAUGGACCAAAAUCACAGGGAUGUUGACCUACCUGGGUCAAUAUUCUGGGUCUGAUUCUAGAUUCAGGUUUAUAUCUGGUAGGUGAAAUGUACAGAUGGAUAUACAUCUGAUACAGUACACUACAUUCAUAACACUUGUGGGCAGAGGUCUCUUGCUGAAUGCCACUCUGUACAGUAUUGAUGAACACAGAUUUGUCUCCAUAUAACAUGGGUAUAGCACUGGUGGACAAAUCUUUGUAACUGAAUAAUACUGGGACAACAAACAGUGAGCACAGUCUGUCAAUGUAUACAGAUCAUAUACUAGUUGUCACAGGUCUGUUAUUGUAUAACAUAGGGAUAGUACUAAUCUAAUCAACUGAUCAGGUACUAAUCUGACAUCAUUUAACAUUGAGGUACAGUACUGGUAAGCACAGGUCUGUCACUAAUAAUAUGGAUAUAGCACUGGGGAUAGUUCUGUGUGUAGGAUUUGGGUAAAGCAGUGUUCAGGCAAGGAUCUGUCAGUGUGCAACUGUUGUCAAUUCUCACUGGCAUUAUACAAUGUUUUGUAAAGCUGGGGCAGGCACUGAGGACUGUAAGAGUUUACAUUACCCACCCAUUGGCUGCUCCACUCCAGGUUUUGUGAGAGGCAGACAUGUGUACAUGAAAUGAUAUAUGCUGGUUAUUCAGGGAGGAAGAAACCUCCUUCCUAUUCUUAAGAAAUGUGUGAUGUUUGACUUCAGGAAGAUGUCAGUACUUAGAUUUGUAAGCCAAAACACUAUGUUUUGUGCAUUUUUCUUUAUUAAUUGGGCAAAAUCAAAUGCAUUUUUCAUGAGCAUCCCUUGGAAGUGGUUGGACUGUAAAUCUGAUCCCUUCCACAAAAGGAAUUGUAUUUUACUGAUGCAGAUUAUGAAUUAAUUUUUCUCCAUUAAUAUUUGUUGUGUCUGUAGUACUCAAAUGUAUACAGAAAUCUGUUUAUAGUUCAAUUUCACAAUAAAGU
Molecule: messenger RNA, 8117 nt
Organism: Mobula hypostoma (lesser devil ray)
Lineage: Eukaryota; Metazoa; Chordata; Chondrichthyes; Myliobatiformes; Myliobatidae
Product: transmembrane protein 182-like
Exons: 6
Coding region: 272-1210 (312 amino acids)
Cellular component (GO): membrane
Source: RefSeq, a predicted model, not a curated record